This is a messenger RNA of Bacidia gigantensis, 570 nucleotides long. RefSeq lists its product as uncharacterized. Gene Ontology annotation, biological process: vesicle-mediated transport; intracellular protein transport. The coding region runs from base 1 to 570 and encodes 189 amino acids. Lineage: Eukaryota; Fungi; Ascomycota; Lecanoromycetes; Lecanorales; Ramalinaceae. The record is from RefSeq and is a predicted model, not a curated record. Gene Ontology annotation, cellular component: cytoplasm; plasma membrane. Gene Ontology annotation, molecular function: GTPase activity; GTP binding. The transcript is spliced from 4 exons.
AUGGGUCUCACAUUUUCGAAACUUUUCGAUAAGCUUUGGGGGAAGAAGGAGAUGCGCAUUCUUAUGGUAGGCCUUGACGCUGCCGGGAAAACGACCAUCCUGUACAAAUUGAAGCUUGGUGAGAUUGUGACGACAAUCCCAACAAUCGGUUUCAAUGUGGAAACAGUCGAGUACAAAAAUAUUCAGUUCACUGUAUGGGAUGUUGGUGGACAAGACAAGAUUCGACCUCUGUGGAGGCAUUAUUUCCAAAACACACAAGGCAUCAUCUUCGUGGUUGACAGCAAUGACCGUGACCGUGUCGUAGAAGCUCGCGAGGAGCUUCAGCGCAUGCUAAAUGAAGAUGAACUCAGGGAUGCAUUGCUCCUAGUCUUUGCCAACAAGCAGGAUUUACCCAAUGCCAUGAAUGCCGCUGAAAUCACCGAUAAGCUUGGUUUGCACAGCCUGAGACAGCGCGCUUGGGAUGCUGACCUAGAGAAGUAUAUUCAAUCAACUUGUGCAACGUCCGGCGAUGGUCUUUACGAAGGUUUGGAAUGGUUGAGCAAUUCGCUCAGGAAGGCAGGACACAACUAG